Messenger RNA from Lineus longissimus, 1919 nucleotides. RefSeq names its product transmembrane protease serine 3-like. Gene Ontology annotation, molecular function: serine-type endopeptidase activity. Gene Ontology annotation, biological process: proteolysis. The record is from RefSeq and is a predicted model, not a curated record. Lineage: Eukaryota; Metazoa; Nemertea; Pilidiophora; Heteronemertea; Lineidae. Bases 278 to 1798 code for a protein of 506 amino acids. The transcript has 10 exons.
UCUGACGUGCGAUGAAGACAGUGACAUGUAAUAUAAUCGAGUCAUAAUUUCAAACGAGUACAGAUUUGAAAUGCACCCGUUUAUCAACAAUUAGCUUUCGCAAUUCUGAACUGCUCAUUUUGGACUAGAUUUCAAUUGGCAAUAUCACUUCGCGGACUUUUCAUUAGAUUGACUUCACUUAUUUUGCUUUUGAUUGAUUACGCGACAUCAACGAUAAGGGAUCCACAUCAGCACGGGUUUGAAGGGGAGAGUCUUUAGGUGACGGAGUUAUUUCGAUAUGAUUGUCAUAAGCUGGAUCAUAGAUGCCUUCAUUCUAUUUAUUGGACUUCAGACCAGCGGUAGAAUGCCAAUUGCGACUGGCAGGCCACAAAGGCAACCCAGUGGAGCUGAGCCAAACUGUUACAUGCCCUUGCACCGAUCAAAGUAUACCAUCACCAAGACUUGGCAAUCCUCAAGGCCGAGAGUAACAGAGGGCCUGGCACCAAACCUCCAUGGAGGUGAUGCGUGGACAGCUGAAGAUCCCGUCUUUUCGGGAGAUUACGAUUUUAUAACAAUAGUUUUCGACAACAAGUACACGGUGACUGGAAUAGAAACUCAGGGAAGUCGAGGCGAGGAGGAGUGGGUGACGGAGUUUGAAGUAGCCUCCAGUGAAGAUUGCAAUACAUUUACAAAGAUUUUGGAUGGAACAACUCCAAAGAUGUUUCCCGGUAACGUCGAUGGUAGAACAGUGGUAUCAAACGUCUUCCAUGAAGCGCUGGUGGCAAGGUGUGUCCGCGUCAUCCCUAAAGCGGUGUGGAACAAAAAGAUAGCUCUCAGGCUCGCAAUUUUGGGAUGUGAUUUUGCCAGUUGUCGCCAAAAGCUUUCUUCUGAAAACAUGAGUGCCUUUCCAAAACCCGAUCUUGUUGCUGGAAACUGCUGCGGUAUAUCAAAGUACAGUCACGCGCGGAAAGGUUCCGGGGACCAAGCGAUCAGAAAGCGUAUCGUUGGCGGCACGCCGUCUUUGCCGGGCGAGUGGCCGUGGUUGGUUGCCUUGUACGAACCGGACCGGACUGGCCGGAGGAUGAGACAGUUCUGUAGCGGCUCCUUGAUACACCCGCAGUGGAUUAUGACAGCGGCCCACUGUUUACAGCACAUUCAUAUAAACUGGGAGAUGAGCAAAGAUGGACAUUUCAAGUUUUCCUGGAGAUGGGACUUCGACUACAAAUCAUGGGAAGUUCGAGUUGGGGAGCGUAGCGUUAACGGAAGAGUGGAGACACUCUAUAAAGUAACACCUGACAAAAUAAUAGCACAUCCAGAAUAUAGGAAUAAAACUAGUCUUAAUUCUAUUGACAGAAUAUCUUACGAUAUAGGUUUGAUAAAGUUGGCCGAACCUCUACCUCUUGGAGACUUCUUAAAUCCCGUGUGCCUUCCUGAAGAAGAUGAGAUGCUACCCAAUGGGAUGGAAUGUUUCGCCUCUGGGUGGAGUGAUACCAAUACAUCAUCAGGUGAAAUGUCUUCCGAAAUUCGUCACGUGGUUCUCCGUCUCAUCGACAACGACGAAUGUACCCGGAUGUUAAACAAAUCUAAAAUUGGCGUAGAUGAUGGAGAGUUGUGUGCUUAUGCUCCGGAAGGUGGGAAAGACACGUGUAAGGGCGACUCUGGAGGACCACUGGUUUGUUACCUUAACGACCGCUGGGUGCAAAUUGGUGUGGUCUCAUGGGGUUACGGUUGCGGCAGACGGGGCUACCCUGGGGUCUACACACGAGUCAAAUCCUAUACGACAUGGGUAAAUUCGGUUAUCAGAGCGGAGACGAGAUGAUACGUGUAGGCCUAUGUACAUGGAGUUGACUUUGAUGAUUAGAGAAUCUGCUUAGAAUCUAGAACUGCUGCAUGAUGUGUAGGUGUGGUCCUCUGUCCUCGUCGUUAAAAUUAGUGCAGGG